Molecule: messenger RNA, 2003 nt
Organism: Elaeis guineensis (African oil palm)
Lineage: Eukaryota; Viridiplantae; Streptophyta; Magnoliopsida; Arecales; Arecaceae
Source: RefSeq, a predicted model, not a curated record
AGGCAAUCCAGAACUUUCCCACGCGUCCGUAUAUAUUUUAUAUACGGGAACGGUUCUCGGGUUUCAGUGUUACAAGAACAAGUUGUUGGCCGUUGGAGAGGACUCGCCGGAAGCUUGCGAGCGAAUCUUCGAAAGAUCUCUCGGCAUACUCUUCCCCCCUCCCGCCUCUUCCAAGAUCAAUUGUUUUAGGGUUCCGAGAGGGGAAUAAAAAUUCGAGCAUUCUCUAAACUUUGGAAGUGGAAGAGGAUUUUUCUACUCUGGUUUGAGUUCUUCUUCUAGUCUUUACUCUCCUCCUUCCUUGUCUAAUAUUUUCUCAACUUGGAAGAGCAAUUACUCUAGAAAAUUUAUUGGAGUGGUGGUAUAUUCCUGUCAAUAUCAUUAUGGCUACAAUAUCAGGAUGCUUAAUAGGUUUUCUUGUCGCAUGUGUUGUUCGACCCCCAUAUCCAUAUUUCAAGUUCACUAUCAUACACAUUGGAAUUGGGAACAUUGGGAAUAUACCUCUCGUGCUUAUUGCAGCUUUAUGCCGAGAUGAAUCCAAUCCAUUUGGUGACCCUAACAAAUGUAGCCAAGAUGGAAAUGCAUAUAUUGCAUUUGGACAGUGGGUUGGUGCAGUUGUUGUGUACACUUUCGUUUUUCAGAUGCUUGCUCCACCUCCUGGAGAAACAUUUGAUAGCCUUGAAGAGGAGAAGCUCCCAACUAAGGCUCCUGUUAAUGCUGUGCCCGAGCAAGUGCCCUUACAAACUUCAGAGGAGCCUGAGACAAUAGCAUUAGAGUCUUCAAAAAGAGGGGAAAUAGUCAGCCAGCUACGCUAUCUUGUUGAAAAAUUGAAGCUAAAACAGAUCUUUCAGGCCCCGAUAAUUGCUUCUAUCCUGGCAAUUGUUAUUGGAGCUGUACCUUUCUUAAAACAAUUGAUCCUUACAGAUGAUGCUCCAUUUUUCUUUUUCACCGACAGCUGCCUCAUUCUCGGGGAAGCCAUGAUUCCGUGUAUUUUGCUUGCGUUGGGCGGUAACCUUGUUGAUGGUCCGGGUGCAGGAACUGCAAAGCUUGGAUUUCGCACAACUGCUGCUAUCGUAUUUGGGCGGCUGAUCUUGGUUCCUCCGGCAGGUCUUGGCAUUGUCACUUUAGCUGAUAAACUAGGAUUCCUACCAAAGGGUGACAAAAUGUUCAAAUUUGUCCUUCUACUCCAGCAUAGCAUGCCCACCUCUGUGCUGUCCGGUGCGGUUGCCAUUUUAAGGGGCUGCGGAAAGGAAGCUGCUUCUGUCUUGUUCUGGGUUCAUAUCUUUGCAGUAUUUUCCAUGGCUGGAUGGAUUGUGUUGUAUUUGGGCUUACUCUUCUGAAGGCCUCACUUAUCAAUAUGUUGGUAUCAUAUGGAAGUACAAAAUAGAUUCUUGCACCAAGAUUUAAGGUCGUACAAAUCAGGGUCGAAGAACUUAAAAUAUGUGCACUUCUGCUUGAUAGCAGAGACAUCAUCUAGAGUAUGAGAUUUAUGUCCAAGCAGCCAGCUUCAGGGACAGUGGCCACUAAGAAUUAUGGCAUACAACCAUACAAUGGCACCGGCCUGUGAGAAUCGUGCUUAGGUGCAAGUGGAGGUGAUCCACUAGUCCAUAUAAUGACCAUCUCAAUCAUCUUUCAUCAGCAAUUAGAAGCAGAACAGAUGGGACUAAUAUGCCGUGUGCAUGUCUCAGAAUCCGUCUCUAGUAUAUGUUUUUCCAAUGUAUCUCUCCUUAAUUCUGAUGCUCGAGCUGCAUGAAACAUCACACACACUAUGCAUCAGUGUAACACUCUCCUGUGUAUAUCCAUUGUUGUCUGUCACUAUGUCAAGUUAGAUCUGCAGAUCGCACUAGAAUUCUUGCAGUGUCAGGAGAAGCUUUUUGUAAUGUUCCAAUGGCAACUUGAUAGCUUAGUCCCAUCUAUUUGGGGUAUUGUUUUUUGGAUGGGGGUACAAAAUUGUUAAUUUAAAGAGCUGAAGACUAUCACAUGCUGGAGUGACAUUGUUCUUUAUA